Messenger RNA from Rhizopus microsporus ATCC 52813, 189 nucleotides. RefSeq lists its product as uncharacterized. Lineage: Eukaryota; Fungi; Mucoromycota; Mucoromycetes; Mucorales; Rhizopodaceae. The annotation marks the transcript as partial. The record is from RefSeq and is a predicted model, not a curated record. The transcript has a single exon. Gene Ontology annotation, cellular component: transcription regulator complex; PcG protein complex. Gene Ontology annotation, biological process: regulation of transcription by RNA polymerase II. Gene Ontology annotation, molecular function: DNA-binding transcription factor activity, RNA polymerase II-specific; RNA polymerase II cis-regulatory region sequence-specific DNA binding.
AGUAAGAAAUACCACUGUACUUAUUGCUCCAAGGGCUUCUCUCGCCCUUCAUCGUUACGAAUCCACACUUAUUCCCACACUGGUGAAAGGCCAUUUGAAUGUCCGGAAGAAGGAUGCAAUCGUAAAUUUAGUGUCCAAAGCAACAUGAGACGCCAUUUACGUGUUCAUCGUGGUGGUCGACCAGCCAGA